AUAUUUGUGUCCAAGGGAGACCUCACUGGGACGGGACAGGUAACGCAAACCAUACAUCUACGGAGCUUUCCUGUCAAGGUAUGCAAUAGAGUGCAGAUAAUGCACAGACAUGGUGCCUUGUCAAACCCAUGUGUUGCUGAAGUGGCAGGAGCACUUCAAUAGCUCCUGGGCUGCAGAAGAUAGUGUACAGACAGCCAGGAGACAUGGUGCUGCUGUGCUCUACAAUAAGCUCCUUUACAACAAGGAAGUGGUGACUCUGGCCCAACCUGUCCAAGAACUUGUUGGCCCACGGCUGCCAGACUUUGAGUGUGAUUCCAGCGCAUCGGUGGAGAAGGAAGAGUAUCUGUCGUCCCUGCUCCAUAGUCAACGAUGGCUGGCUCACCGUAUGCUGACACAAACCUCCUACACCCUGGGGCUCCACCACAGGCUGGUAGUUCUACAGAGGAUCUACUACGCACUUCACAGCAAGUACCAUGACAAAUUCUGCAUGCAGCUGCCAUCCCAGUCCACAGACAGUGGGGCUGAGCGUGGGCAAGUUGAGCUGGCCUCAGAACCUUGCCUGCCAGGGGGAGCAUGCAAAAUCAAGUCAGGUACAGAUGUUCUGAUAGAAAUGGGUGUGAGGACGGGUUUGAGUCUACUCUUCUCAUUACUGCAGCAGAACUGGAGAUAUGCAGCUUCUGUUCAUCCGGAGUCUGUGCUUUGCAAUGAUGUGCUUGCCACAGCAUCCUCUGUCCUGGCUUCACUGCCUCCACUUUCUCUUGCUAAUGAGAAUAAGAUCCCAUCAGUGGGUUUGGACUGCCUAGCACAAGUGGCUGAUUUCCUAAAGAAGACAUCAGUGAGCAGUGGGAGUGGUGGGGCAGACCCGACUGGACGGAGACUAGCGCUGGAGCUGCUGCUGGGCCUGGCCAUGCAGAGAGGCUCUCUGAAGUUUCUGCUGGAGUGGGUGGAGGUAGCUUUAGCUGCUUCCAUGUCCUCCCCCACCUGUAUUCUGUCUUCCUCCUCUUCAUUAAGCUCCCAGCAGUCAGCUGGUGUAGGUUUUGAUGUCAUUCAGCAAACACUUCUACAAAUGAAGCAAUAUUCGGGUUUUCGCGGGGAUGCUGUCAACACUCAGGUGCUUACAAAAGAUGCAGAUGGACUUUGUCGACUCUCCCAGGCAGCUCUCUGCUUGUUUGAGGAGGUAUGUAACUUGGCAUCUUACUGCCUGUGCUCGUGCAGCACCGAAGCAGCGACUCCUGGCACUGAGAGUGAUGCAGUCAUGGUGUAUGUGUGGGGCAGCAACAGCAGCCAUCAGCUGGCUGAGGGAACUCUGGAGAAAAUCUUGCUGCCAAAACUAACACAGGGCUUCAGUGAUGCACAAAUGAUUGAGGCAGGCCAGUACUGUACCUUCUCUGUAUCUGCUGACGGCUCAGUGAAAGCUUGUGGAAAAGGCAGCUACGGCCGCUUAGGACUGGGAGACUCAAACAACCAGUCCAUGCCAAAGAAGCUUGUGCUGGAGCCACAUAGAAACAUGAAGAAAGUAUCCUCCUCAAAGGGCUCUGAUGGGCACACUUUGGCUAUCACUGUGGAGGGAGAGGUGUUCAGUUGGGGUGAUGGAGAGUAUGGGAAACUGGGACAUGGCAACAGUGCUACACAGAAAUACCCCAAAAUCAUACAAGGACCGUUGUUAGGCAAGGUGGUUGUUUGUGUGUCUGCUGGCUACAGACACAGUGCUGCUGUAACUAACGACGGAGAGCUUUAUACAUGGGGAGAAGGGGACUUUGGCAGACUUGGUCACAGUGAUAGCCAAAGUCGCAACGUGCCCACACUAGUGAAGGAUAUCAGUGGUGUGGGGAACGUGGCCUGUGGCAGCUCUCACACCAUUGCUGUGGCCCAGGAUGGACGCACCGUGUGGUCUUUUGGAGGAGGAGACAAUGGUAAACUGGGUCAUGGAGAUACAAAUCGUGUGUAUCGUCCCAAGGUCAUAGAGGCUCUACAUGGAUUUAUCAUCAGGAAAGUGUGUGCAGGCAGUCAGUCAUCGCUAGCCCUGACAUCUGCAGGACAGGUCUUUGCAUGGGGUUGCGGCUCAUGUUUAGGAUGUGGCUCCUCUGAAACAACCUCACUGAGGCCUAGGUUCAUAGAAGACCUGGGUAUCACUAAGAUUAUUGACAUCUCAUGUGGGGACAGCCACUGUCUGGCUCUGUCUCAUGAGAAUGAAGUGUAUGCAUGGGGCAACAACACAAUGGGCCAGUGUGGGCAAGGCCACACUUCUACUCCUAUUACCAAACCCAAGAAAGUGCUUGGCUUAGAGGGGGUGUCAAUUCAGCAAAUCACCGCUGGGACCUCUCACAGUCUGGCAUGGACUGCAGUUCCUACUGACAGGCAACUAGUGGCAUGGCACAGGCCGUUUUGCGUCGACCUGGAAGAGAGCACAUUUGCCUACUUGCGUAACUUCCUAGAAAGUUACUGUGAUGGCAUCAGUGAUGAUACACCCCCUGCUCCUUUUUUAUCUAAAAGGGAUCACCAUCAUUUCCUUUUGCUGUGCAUGAAGCUGCUGUCCAUCCACUUGUCCUUGGCCCAUGCAGGGGGCACUGGUGCCAUGGUUCUGGGUGCUCAGGGCAGGCCCCUGAGAAAUCUGCUCUUUAGACUCAUAGAUACCAACAUGCCAGACUCCAUACAACAAGCAGUUUUGAACACUCUGUCUAUUGGUUCGUCCCUGCUGUUGCCUCCACUGAAGGAAAGAACAGAAUUGCUCCUCUCCCUUCUUCCUCAGGGUCCUCAGAGUUUAAAUGUACUCUCCAAAGGACAGCGUUUGCAGUUAGACAUGGUUCUCAGCAGCCUUCAGGACCAGAGCCAUGUCGCCUCUCUACUAGGUUACAGUAAUUUUGGCGAAGUGACAGCCGUGGGACCUCCACUGACUCCUGCUAUGUCAGUCCGUGCUCCUUCCUCUACAAGCUCAGCUGAUGCCUACGACCCUUUGCACUUAGCAGAAGUGCUGAUGAAAACCCUGCUGCUUAGCAUCGGCUUUUACACGGAACAGCAAUUUGGGGAGUUAGAGAAAAACAGUGAUAAACAACUAUCUGGUGAUAGUCAGGGGCAAACUGAUCCACCAUCUCACUUCCACCAGCUGCUGUCUGGACUUCAUAGACACCUGCUUGCCCACUGCUACAUUCAUUCCAGCCCAGAGGAUGGCAGCAGCGUAACACUGCUGCGUGAACAUCUUUACUUGCUGCUUCCCUGUGCUGCGGAAACACUCAAGAGAUCAACCAAGCUGUUAAAGAAGAGCUUUCCAGACAAACAAAUUAUUAAAAAGUUGCACAUGGUGUUGUACAAUUCAGUGGCUGGUAGCCUGCUGUGCCAGGUAAUGUACUCCUUGCUGCUGCUGCCUCUGGGUACAGUUCAACCUCUCCUGAGCCAUUUACUUUUUUUGUUGGAGCACCUGAAUGAUUUCAACAGUUUGCUGCCAGAGACGGUCCUUCUGGAGGAACAAGAACUGGGAGUGGAAACUCAAAAAGCCUGCUCAGACAAAAAUGAAGAAAAUGCCAGCCUUGGACAGCAGCAGCAACAGGAGGAAGAGUGCAUAUGGGUUUGGCUGUUGGACCUGGAACGGUCAACUGCCUUGGCAGUCGGCCGUUGCCUUGGUGGUAUGUUGCAAGGACCACCGCCUUCACUCCAGGAGAAAACAUCAGAGAUCUGGCUAUCAGAUGUCCUCCUCAGGAAUGGUCUUGAAAUGGACUUUGAACAGCUGGACGCCAACCUGGCAUGGCUGACUGAGGUAGUGCUGCUGGGCAGUAGUGAUGCCAGACUAGCAGAGCUGAGUCUUACUGAGGAUACCAGGACUUUACUGGAACUGGCUCUGGGAUCCACCAGAGGACCUGCAGGUGUCCUGUGGUGGAACAUGGAGGAGUAUGCCCACAGUAAAGCAGAAUGGGAGAGUGGAAGCUCUUCAGGGGAUUGUCUGCUGCAGAUUGUCUGUCGCUGCAGUCUGGCUGCACUCCUUAAACACACUGGACUGCAGAAUGAGGCCCGUUGGCAGGACAGAUAUGAGCCCUCUGAGAUACUGUUCGAUGUCUAUGAAACAGUUUAUAAAAUCAGAAGCACUCUGAUGGCCCUAAAAAACUCUCCAAAAAUCUCACAAGGGCAAGCAGCUACCAAACAGAACUCUCAGUCUCCUCAAAGUCCAGAUGGAGAUAGGCAAGAACCAGGCACAUCAGUGGAGCAGGUGGAAAAGAAUCACGAGCAGCAAUCACGAAGUCAUUGUAACCGGGAGGUGCAGGUUCCUCCCCUUUCUCCCGCAAACCACAACCAGGACGAGGCCACCGAUGAGGACAGACUUAGCAACAGUCGUAUGUACCUGUCAGAAGUACUAGAGUCAUUCAUGGCAACCCGGGAAUCCAUGCAAGUACAGCAAAACGUGACGGUGUACGAGUCGUUUGGCACUUCUACCCUCCCCAGCAGCAUGGAAAGCCCCGUUAGCCCAGAGAGAGAGCUAGAUCACAAACAACAAGGAGAAAAUCAGAGAGAAUCUGAGGAGAACUUGUCCUUCCCAGCUGCCUGUCAUCUGGUGUUGUCCCGAUGUCUUUUUCUCCUGCUGGGAGUCAGGCCUGCUUGGGUGGAGCCCAGUGAAGGGGAAAAUAGUCAUACUUUGACUAUAACAAGGAAAUCAUCAAAAGAGUCUUUCACAGUGACUGUUAAUGGACGGAAACAGUUUGAACAAUCCAAACACUCUCCUGGAUCUUCCAAGGUUAAAUUGGGCUUACCUCUGUGCUCUUUGGGAGUCAUGAAAGAUGCUUGGGAUCGCUUACGGCAGUGUAUCAGCCCAACUUCCCCCUUGUCACACUGUGGCAGCAACACUUUGCCUAUUCUCAACCAGGUGUUUCACUUUGUCUGUGGAAGUCUGAUCCACCCACCACUUUCUUCACCAACUCUGGCAGGUGGACAGAGCUGUAGUCAGGCAGACCCAAAGGCCAUUGCUUUUGCCAUAAUGCAGCAGCAACAGCGGGCUGAGAUGCGUCUGGAGGCCUUAUGUCAGAUGUCUGCCUUCCUUUCUAAGAUGGAGGAGAAGAGCAGUGGAUCCUCAGUUUCUCCUCAGUUUCCUGCUUUGUUACAGUCAGUGCAGCUCCAGUUUCUCUCUGGAUGCUUUGCCUUGGGAACACAAAUCAUUGGCUCUCACUCUGGAGUUCAUUAUGAGACUCAGCAUUACAUGUGUGGCACUAAUGCAGCUUCUGCAGAAACAAGAAGAGAGCUACAGUCUGCAGCCCACGCCUUUUACCAGCAAGUGGUGUGUGUUCUCAAACAGAGGGUCCAGUUGGAAAAAGAACAACCUGGUUCCUGCCAGCACCUUCUUCUAGCCACAAUGUUUGCACUGAAUUUUUGUUACCAACCUAUUGAUUUGGUGCUGAUCAUCAAAUGUGGCAUCCUGGAAAUCCUGUCCAUGCUGACCAACAACAGCUGUGCACUGACAAACCAGGGCUGGUUUGCAGCCUCAACAUCUGGAUCAAUGUUAGUCAGCGGAGCACUCAGACUGGCAUGCGCCCGCCUGCUUCAGAUUUUGACUGUAGCAGCAAGUUCCUGUGAGGAUUUGCUGCCUAUAGAUGUAUCUUAUUCUCUGAUGGAGGUGAUGUGUGGGCAUUUGCAAAACAUCCUGCACAAAUUCCACCAACAACAGAUGGCAGAGAAAGAAUCAAUGGACAGGGCAAAUCUGGACGCCACCUGCAAGAGCACAAGUAUACCUGAAAACAGCAAUGUGGUUGAAUCUCAGCUGGCGGAUUUCCUGGUGUUUCUCAGGCGAGUGUUGUCACUAAGAGUAAUGAAAAGACUUUCAACUUUUGUCAAAUGGAUUAAUCCACUCAUGGCCAUUAUUUCACACAAGUGCUCUUCAGGAUCUCCAUGCUUCAAGAAUCUUCGUACUAAACUUUUGGCCUUCCAUGUUUUAGAAAGAUUAUUACCUGCUUGUUCUGAGCCUGUUCAGAUUCAACAGAUUGUCAAACAACUCUUUCAGCUGUUGUCCGUUUAUAUGUGGGAAGAACCUCUUGCUGAGAGAAACUUUGAAGAAGCAGCUGAAAAAGACACACUGAAUCCUGGCAGCUAUGAUGAGUGUAUUCCCAUUGGAGAUUUUUCCUUUGAUCCACACAAGCUGGUCUGCUGUUCUCUGGAGAGUGGAAAUGUUCUCUCCCAUGGUUCAGGAGGGAAAGGCUAUGGCUUGGCAACCACAGCCAUUACCUCUGGAUGCUUCAUUUGGAAGUUCUACAUUGCCAAGGAGAACAGAGGCAAUGAGGGCACAUGUGUGGGAGUAUCACGCUGGCCACUCAGAGAUCACAACCAUCAUACCACCACUGACAUGUGGCUGUAUCGUGCUUAUAGUGGCAACCUGUACCAUGGAGGUGAACUGGUCCGUACACUUCCCUCUUUUACCCAGGGUGACACUAUCACCUGCGUCCUGGACAUGGAGGCUCACACUAUAUCAUUUGGCAAAAAUGACAAGGAGCCAAAGUUGGCGUUUGAGGGAGUGGUUGCCUCUGAGCUGUAUCCAUGUGUGUUGUUUUACAGCAGUAAUCCUGGAGAGAAGGUGGCACUGCGUGACCUGCAGAUCAGAGGCAUGCCCAGUAAUCUGCUUCCCGGGGAGCCUCUGUGCAGCCCUCGGACAACCGUGCUGCUGGAGUCAACAAUUCAUCUCCUACGUAGGCUCCAUGAGUGUGAUCCGUGGUCCACAUAUAUUAACCAGCACAUUCAUAUCCACCUGGAGCUUAUCGGUCCUGUGCUGAGAGACGAAGACUCUGGAAGCUUUAAAGACUCUGGUCACGGUCUUACACACACUGAGAAGGAAGACAAAGACCUGACUGGCGAAGACACCCGGGAAUUACUGGCACAUCGUCAGUCCUUGUCGGAGGCCAAGCUGGAGGCUCUUUGCACUCAAGUGUGGCCGGUACUGGCACUGAUUGGAGGAGUUGACAGUGGUCUCCGUGCGGGAGGUCUGUGCCUGCACAGGCCCAGUGGUCGUAGGGCCGUUCUACUGGGAGUCCUGAAAGAAGGAAGCUCUCUGGCCAAGCUUCAGUGGGAGGAGCCAGAUCUCUCUGUCAGCGACACGCCGAUCAUCUCAUUGGAGCCCUGUGACAUAUCCUGCUGUGAUGUCACCCGCCUCGGAGGCCUCAAACCAACGGUGUUGUUAGAUCUGAUAUAUUUGAUGGGGCUGCUGGAGGAACAGGGGUGGCUGGGGGCUCUUCCGCUCUCCAAAAGGAAAUACUCUCAGGAGAUUCUGAAUGAGGGUGAGACUCAGUCCUUCCUGGAUGAAGAUAUAUCAGAUGAAAUGAAAUGCCUGUCAGAAGAUGAGAAGAAGAAAAUGAAGGAGCAGAAAGUUGAGGCAAACUCUUUCCCAUCACCAUCAUCAACCAGCGAUGCUGCAAAGACCGCUGACUCUCAGGAAUUCUGCUCAGCUCAGUCUCCCCAAACAUCCCAGAGCUCAAAGGUGGAUGCCUUUGCCCUAGAAGUGAAAGCAGUUAGAGUCUCAUAUCUUCUUAUUGGGGGUUUGAAAGCCCUGACUGUCAUUUUUAGCUGUGAGAAACUUUCAGAUUUGCUCCUAGCACCUAAACAUGACUCUAAAAACCCCUUAGUGACUCCUCUUUCCAGUCCUACCCCUGACACGACUAAGACCAGCAAUAAACAGUGGGAUGAAAGUACCGAGCUGAGAUCAGUGCUGCAGUAUGUAGUUCAGAGUAUGGUGAAGUGGGCAGUAAGGCCUUGUCCAAUCAAACAGACUGUGUCUCUAGCUGAUCUAGAGAGAGCUCAAGUCAUGAUAUACAAAGGAGCCCUGAACAGACAGCAGGACAAAGAACGCAAAGAAUCCGCCCAUCGCUUGUCCUCUCAGCCCAUUUCUAAAUCCUCCAGCUCGGUGUCUUUGUACAGUGUGGGUUCAGAAGGCACUGCCAUAUUUGGCCAAUCAAACAGAGCUUCUGCCUCAUCCUCAAAUACUGACUUGGCAUCCUCUUUGCCAACAAACCUGCAGACAGAUGGUCUGGAUAACUUCAACCCUUUCCUUCCUAUUAGCCUCCUCCAGCACAUGGUGCUAACUCGGUUCCCUACACUUACGGGCCUGGUUAGCGCUCCCCCUGUGCUGCACCCUUGCUUCAGCUUGGCCAGCUCUGCUUCUUGUGAUGCCUUCACAGAACAGCAGACUAGCUUCAUGGAGCCUGGUCCCUGCAGCACACAGGCCAGAAGCAGUCUGGAACGGACACAAAUGUUUGUCACCAGUCGCUUGCUAGAAAUGGGAUUCUCUAUGAGACAUAUCUACUGGGCCAUGGAAGCAGCAGAUGUAGCAGGUGACUUGGACUCUCAGACCAUUGAGGUGUUGGCCAGCUGGAUGUUAGAGCACCCCCUGACAGAGGACCAGCAGGCAUCUGAGUUACCGAGACCAGAGGGUGUUCCUGACACACCUUCCCCAGAUGGGCCGGAGACAGUGCAAUGCCCUGAACGGCCCACUAGCCAUACCAAUGAAAGCCUUUUGCCAGGGCUCGACUGGAUAGAGAGGGAGAACUUCUUGGAUGUCCAUCUUACUAGGAACAGACCUCCGCCAGCACGGAGGCGACGCUCAGGUCCCACACAGAGGACCUCCUUCAGAAGGGCAGACUUGCCAUCACCUAGCCCCCUCCCUCAGCCGUACCAGCAGCACACAGCAGUCGGUGAUUGGCCAGAGCAGGUUGAGUUCCACCCAUACUCUACUGAGGAGGAAUCAGAGUUGGGCUACAUGGAUGAUCCAUACCAAGAAGAAACUUAUGAGGACCUGCUUACCCCUUCAUUCUUCAGUUUGGAGAGAGACACACUGCAGAUAGUGGAGGUUGGAGAAGAACACAGCCAGAUGGUGAAAUGUGAGCUGUGCAACACCUUUACUCUGCAGUUUAACAAUCACAUAAAGCGGCGACAUCCAGGAUGUGGGCAGAGUGCUGCACGCAAGGGCUACGACAGUACCGGUGCCUAUGUCGAUGUCUGGUUCAAAGGGGAGUGUGGCUCAAACUUCCCAUUCUACCUUCUCUGCAGCUCUUGUAGGGAAAAAUAUCUGGCUGCAAACAUGAGUGAUCCAAAUUCUAAAUAUGAAAGGAUUAAAGGUCUGACAUCUGAUUUGAUUGGACAAAUGGACAGCACUUCAGAUGAUGACUGGGAAAUGAGCCACCAUGAUGAGUAUGACACAGGCAAAUUGACAGGACUGGAGGAUUUUGGACUCCUGCUAAGACCAUUGGGGCUGACUGAAAAGAAGCUAGUACCAGAUCCCAUUAUCUUUAUGGAACCAGAUCCACUUGGAACUCUAGUUUACAGCUCAGGAUAUCCAACAAGAACAGCUGCUAAAGGUAAUGCCCUUGUUGAGCAGAAGACAUCACUGAGUCUUGGCCAGCAGGCAAUAUCACUGAGGGACUCACAUGACAGACUAAAAGCUUUACGAAGAGUCACAUCCACAGCACAGAUUCUACUAGCUUACAACAUGGUGAUGAGAGCACUGUCUCAGACUGCCUCAAGUGUGUUAGUGUGCAGCCAGUCAAAUGGACUUGAGUCAUUGGGCCUGGCAGACAUCCGGAUAUUGGUGCGUCUGAUGACUUUAGCAGCAGGGGGCAGGGCUCACACCUGUGUGGGCAAUCAGUCAGGUGUGAAAGGACUGGCGACAGAACACACCAACUCCACCUGCCUCAGCUUUCUUACUUCAGCCAUUGGCAGUGUGGUGUCCCACAGCCCUACUGCUUACAGACAGCUAGUUGAGAUUUGCACUCAGGACCUCAUGGCUGCAGCUACUGGGGUGAACAUUGGAGCCAUAAUUGACCCACAGCAGCGAUCCCCUCUAACAAUUGCAACCCAGGGAGCCCAGCAGCAAGACCACAAUGACCAGACACCCUCAACAUUCCUGGUCACACAAAGUCUGGUGUCCCUGCUAACUGAAAAGAGCAUUCAUUGCUAUGGCCCUGAUAGAGCUGAACAUGAAGAUGUGGGAAACCAAGGGGUGUCUUCUUCCUCUUUGCCUCCCUCACCUUUACCACAUCUGAGUGGCAGAGUGGGCCCUCUGGAGCUGGCAAAUGCUUUGGCAGCAUGUGUCCUCUCUGCAAGGCUGACCAGUCAACACCGACAAUGGGCAGCACAACAGCUGGUGCAGGCCUUGGCAGCUGCAGGGAGGGACAGUCCUAAUCGACCCCAAACAUACACUGACCUGGCUGGUGACUUGCGCAAAUGUCCUCUCAAGAGACUUGAAGGACAUUACAACAAGGUGGCCAGCUGUUCCUGGAGCAGUGAGCAGAGUUUGCUGGCAACAUGCUCUCAGGACAAGGUGGUGCAGCUGUGGACCAUCAGCCAAAACACUGUGGAGUUACAGACCACAUUCUCCUGCAUUACCAGCAAGACAGACAGAUCAAGCAGUGAGAGAGCUGGCAGAUGUCAGCAUAUGUCUCCUGUAUACUGGAGUACUGGAGGAAACUUUUUGGCCGCACCUGAGAACAAACACAUAAACAUUAUGAAUAUCAGAGGAUCUCUCUGUCAUGUGGAGGCUCUGGGUUCUCGCAUCACAGCACUCUGCUGGGCUCAGAGCUUCAGUUUGUGGGUGCUCGACCAGUCAGCGGCCUGCAAGAACAGACCUGCUGAAAGCUUGUUGGUGGGACGGCUGGAUGGCUCUCUCUGCUGGUUGCAAGUCACAAUGCAGGAAAUGGACCUGCUUGUGAAGAACACUGAACUAACCCACUGCCAAAGGACAGAGGCUCCCCAGUGUGUUGCCUGGCACAGUGAAGACAAGCCUUUUGCAGUGGGCUAUCCUAGUGGCAAAAUCCUUUUGGCCACCACUGAGAGCUAUGAGAAUACAGAGCCUGUGGUGAUGUCUCUCUUCCAGGACAGUGUGAGUUUCUUAAAAUGGGACCCUACAGGACACUUGCUGCUCUGUUUGGGGAGGUCAGAUGUAGUGAAGAUACUGGGACGCUCUGGGAGCACCUGGGUGACCAUUCAUACUCUCUUCCAUGCUAGCACUAUUAACAUUGCAGAAUGGUGCCCACUCGCUGGCAGAGCACCAGAUCCCAGGCUCAUGAUGGCUGUAGGUUGUCAGAAUGGCUCUGUGUAUAUCUGGACACUACCACAGGGGGGUACCAUUGUGUCCUUGCCAAACAAAUUGCACAACUCCCAGUGCCAGAACAAAAGCACCAAGACUGAGCAGGACGGUGCAAAGUGUGCAUUUGUACUUCAUGGUCACAUUACAGCAGUGAAGUCCCUUUCAUUUUGCUCCAGUGGCCUGGCACUGGUUUCUGGAGGGAUAGGCGGACUGCUCAACAUCUGGUCUCUACAAGAUGGUUCAGUGUUACAAACUGUUACAGGACUGGGUUCAGUUGUCAGUACAGCCUGGAUCCCAAACUUAGGUGUAGCUGCUUGCUUUGGGAGGUCAAAGGAUGUUUUGUUGAUUUGCUGCACUCCAGACUGGAUCAGUCAAAACCAUGUGUUGGCAUCCUGUCGCAUGGUCCUCAGAAGCCAGAACAUCUUGGGGCUAAAUCGGGCUCCUUGCUUGGCUGUGUUCUUGGAGAGGCUCCCCUUGUUGCUGCAGGAGCAGUACAGCUAUGAAAGGACCCAUGUGACAUCUGGUGACCAGCUUGUCCACAGUGCCUUCUUGCAAAGCCUGGCCUCCUUAGCUGUUGGUUUGUCCUUAGAGAAACACCUGUGCUCUUACCCACGGCCCCCCCACCACAACUAUUCUGAGCCUCAUUCCUGUCUGUCAGAGUGGAGCUGGCUGCUCACAUAUGCUACUACUAUUCGCAGUGCUGAGGCUAUUGCCAGCGGUACUUCCUUUCCUGAAACCUUUGUUGUUUCUGAUUUUCAAGAGGUUGAAGACACAAACAUCACCAAGGCACUGGACAAUAGUAAGUGGAGUUUCAGUAUGGAUGAACAACUGAUGUCAUGGGCCACAAACAAACCCGAGGACUGGCAGCAAGGGGGCAAAACUGAGGUGUAUCUGUGGGGAAAUGGUCGUUAUGGACAAUUGGCAGGAACAGGAACCAACCUUGCAUUUCCUACGCUGGCACCCUCUCUGCUACAGACACAGCAGGUUGUUUGUGGUCAAAACUGUACAUUUCUGCUCCAGUCCAAUGGUUCGGUUCUUGCUGUAGGAGAAGGACAGUAUGGUCGACUGGGCCAGGGGAAUUCUGAUGAUCUCUUUGUCCCCACUAUUAUAUCUGCAUUUCAAGGGUAUGUAGUGACACAGCUGGUGACAUCCUGUGGCUCAGAUGGACAUUCGAUGGCCCUGACAGAAACUGGGGAGGUGUUCAGUUGGGGAGAUGGAGAUUUUGGAAAACUGGGCCAUGGCAACAGUGAAAGGCAAAGGAGACCCAAACAGAUAGAAGUCUUACAAGGAGAAGAAGUCACUCAGCUUGCUUGUGGCUUCCGGCAUUCUGCUGUGGUUACAGCAGAUGGGAAAUUGUUUACCUUUGGUAGUGGCGAAUCUGGGCGUCUGGGUCAAAGGUCCACAUCCAACAGGAUGCUGCCUGAAAGGGUGGCUGCACUAGAGGGAUAUCAUGUUGGACAGGUUUCAUGCGGUCUCAACCAUACAUUAGUGGUGUCUCUGGAUGGCAUGGUGGUGUGGGCAUUUGGAGAUGGGGAUUAUGGCAAACUGGGAACAGGUUCCUCCACAGCAAAAUACUACCCUCAGAAAGUGGAGCAGUUGUGCAACAAGGGAAUUAAAAAAGUCUGUUGUGGGACUCAGUUCUCCGUGGCCCUGGCCUGUGAUGGACAUGUUUACACAUUCGGACAAGAGCGUCUGAUUGGUCUGCCAGAAUCCAUGCUGAAGAAUAAAUCCAACCCCCAGGUGGUGCCUUCCCUAGAGGGAUUGUUCAUAGAGGACAUUGCUGUGGGUUGUGAACAUGUGUUGGCCCUGUCCUCCACUGGAGAUGUUUAUGCAUGGGGGUGCAAUAGUGAGGGACAGCUUGGCCUUGGACACUCCAAUCCAGUGAAGGAGCCAACACUUGUGACACCUCUCCAGGGUAAACACAUCCGACAAAUCUCUGCUGGCCGCUGCCACAGUGCAGCUUGGACGACUCCAUCUACCUCGCUGAAAACCUCAGGUGGUUCUGGAUAUUUCCAGCUUGGCCUUCCCCAGUCUGUCCCUCCCCAGUACAACACUCUAAAAGACUGCAGCCCUGAUUUGCUCAGCAUGCGCCUCAGGGUGCUCUACCACUUCUCUGAUCUCAUGUACAAAUCCUGGAGGCUCCUCAAUCUGGGCACAAAGAAUCCGAUGUCCACCUCACGCUAUAGUUCUGGGACUGCAGCCAUCAUUCGCGGUGAACUCAGAGGCCUUCUAUCACCCAAGGUCAACACUCUGCCUCUUGUGCGCUCAAUCGGCAGGACAAUGACCCAGGGUAAAACAUAUGGGCCUCAGAUCACUGUGAAGCGGAUUUCCACAAGAGGGCGUUCGAGCAAGCCCAUCUUUGCACAGAUAGCAAAGCAGGUGGUGAAUCUGAAUCCUCUUGAGCUGCGGCUCCCAUCACGAGCCUGGAAGGUGAAACUGGUUGGGGAGGGAGCUGAUGAUGCUGGAGGAGUGUUCGAUGAUACCAUCACUGAGAUGUGCCAGGAGCUGCAGUCUGGUGUGGUGGAUCUUCUGAUUCAUACUCCCAACAGCUUUGCAGAUGUGGGGAGCAACACUGACAGGUUCUUGCUCAAUCCUGCGGCACACUCUGAUGAUCACAUGGUCCAGUUUCGCUUCUUGGGUAUCCUCAUGGCAGUAGCUAUCCGCACUAAAAAGCCACUGGACUUACAUUUGGCUCCUUGGGUGUGGAAACAGCUUUGUUCCAUGCCAUUAGGAGGGCCUGACCUGGAGGAAGUGGACCUGCUAACCUUCCGCACCCUUCAAGGCAUCCAUCACUUAGAAAACAGUGGAAUAACAGAGGACAAUUUCCAUGUAAUGAUCCCACUGGAUUCAUUCAUGGCUCACAGUGCUGAUGGAAGGCUAGUACCUGUGGUUCCUGGAGGUCAGAACAUCCCCCUAACGUUUGCCAACCGAAUUGAAUAUGUGGAGAGAGCUCUGGACUACAGAUUGCAUGAGAUGGACUCACAGGUGGCCGCAGUCAGAGAGGGCAUGUCCACCAUCAUCCCAGUGCCCCUCCUCUCCUUGCUGACAGCGCAGCAGCUGGAGCAGCUGGUCUGUGGCCUACCAGAGGUCUCUGUUGAGAUGCUGAAGAAGCUGGUCCGUUACCGUGACAUCACAGAGAGCCACCAGCUUAUUGGCUGGUUUUGGCAGAGCUUGGAGGAGUUCACCAAUGAGGAGCGGGUGCUUUUCCUACGUUUUGUUUCUGGCAGAUCCAGGUUGCCUUCCAACCCGGCUGAUAUCACACAGAAGUUCCAAAUCAUCAAGGUGGACAGGCCCAUCAACGGACUCCCUACUGCUCAAACCUGCUUCUUCCUGCUUCGCUUGCCCCCGUACACAAGCCAGGCUAUCCUUGCCGAGCGUCUGCGUUACUCAAUUCACAAUUGCCCUUCCAUCGACAUGGACAACUACAUGCUGACCCACAACACAGACCCAGCAGACAGCUCAGACACCGAGGACUAAAGCUGCAGCGUACAGGGUGAUGAAUGUAUCUUCUCAAUGCCAUGCACAUCAUGCACUGAACACAGAUUUUUAUUCGCCAAACUUGUAUGGUAGCUUACUGUUUAUAUGUUGGUUGAUUUGAAGAAAAAAAUAGUUUUUAUUUUCCAGCUGUGCACAGUGUUGUAAUUAUUGCAGUGCUACCACAGGGAAAAGAAAAAAAAAAGAUUUUUAAAAUUAUAGGUGAAAAAGCCACAAUACUGGAGUUAAUGUGCCUGUUUGUUUGAAAAUGUAAUAAUUUAAUGAACUAUCUCACAUAAUGUAGUCACUACUGUAAAAUAAAGUGUUUAAAUAAGGACUUACAAA
Molecule: messenger RNA, 14860 nt
Organism: Melanotaenia boesemani (Boeseman's rainbowfish)
Lineage: Eukaryota; Metazoa; Chordata; Actinopteri; Atheriniformes; Melanotaeniidae
Product: probable E3 ubiquitin-protein ligase HERC1
Exons: 80
Coding region: 110-14518 (4802 amino acids)
Molecular function (GO): protein binding; ubiquitin-protein transferase activity
Source: RefSeq, a predicted model, not a curated record